This is a messenger RNA of Lasiosphaeria miniovina, 2283 nucleotides long. RefSeq lists its product as uncharacterized. NCBI's taxonomy places the organism in Eukaryota, Fungi, Ascomycota, Sordariomycetes, Sordariales, Lasiosphaeriaceae. The record is from RefSeq and is a predicted model, not a curated record. The coding region runs from base 396 to 1877 and encodes 493 amino acids. The transcript is spliced from 5 exons.
UGAGAAAGAAGACCACCUCUCCCCGACAUGCCCAAUGGAUAUCUCACCAAGGAGGGCCGGUCCUGGCUUCAUGGCGUUCCGUGAGCGGGGUCUCCCUGAGUGCCUCGCUCCAGCUAUGGCAACCUUUGCCGAGGUGUACCAUGGAGAUGCGCCCGCCACCAGGCCCAGCAUCUCCAGUCGAUGAUGUCGACACUGGGGAUGGAGAAAGCAGGUGGCUCUGUCUGUUGACAUGCCUGGCACACGCCCGCCGGGUAUAAGAAUCGGGAUGCUGCCGUACUGUCUCUACUUCUUGGUUUUCCCCUUGAACCAUCACCAAUCUCAGGCGUAAUCACUAGGCACAGACACCUCGCUCGUUUAUCCCUACCCACUAGCAGUCUGCCGUCUUCAGUUCAGCUAUGUCGUUGAGUACUCUCCGCACAAGUAUCGCCGCCCUGGCACUGGCUGGCAGCGUCAUUGCUGCCCCAACUGGCCAAGCUGCGAACCUCACGGCGCUCACGACGCUCGGCUACAAGGACAUUUCUACAUACGACAGCUGUGACUGCAAGAGAUGGUACGGCAACGAGGAGCGACUCACCUUUGACUGCGAUAUCCGCAUCGGAGACCACAAGCAGUCUCUAUACGUUGAUGAGGAGGCCGCUGCCUUCUCGGAUUUCCACAAGGACAGCUACGGCCGGCUGACCUGCAGCGGCGACUUCUUUGGCUACCUUCACCGGGGCUGCCACGACCUGGAGAAGAAGUAUCACAGCCGCAUCCGCUGCCUGCGUCCCGUCCCCAGAGGCUGGCUGGAGCACCAGGCUAGCGGGUACGCUCAUGGUGGCCACGGUCACUCGAGCUACGACCAUAACGACUACGAUUCCGACUCGGAUUCCGACUCGGAUUAUUCAGACUCUGACGAUGGUGACUACUAUGGCGGCGAGUGCCCCAACCAUGAUCGCCAUGACUACGAGACCUGCAAGUAUCGCCAUCAUGGAUAUCACGGCCAUGGUGGGUACGGUCCUGUAGUGUAUGGCGGCUAUGGCGGAUACCAUGACUAUGGUUACCCCAGCCGCUAUGGUGCCUAUGGCGGGUAUGGUCAUGGCGGUUAUGGUGGCUACGGCAAAGAGUAUCACCAUGGCGGCUACGGCGGAGAACACGGUGGCUUUGGCGGCUACGGCAACGAGCACUAUGGCGGCUACGGUGGUGAGCACCAUGGCGGCUACGGUGGUGAGCACGGCGGCUUCGGUGGCUACGGCAAUGAACAUCACCACGGCGGCUACGGCGGCGAAUACGGCGGUCUUGGUGGAUACGGCAACGAACACCAUCGCGGCGGCUUUGAUAACUACGGCGGCUACGGCGGCGAGCACGGCGGCUAUGGCGGUGAGCACCACCGUGGUGGCUUUGACAACUACGGCGGUUUCGGCGGCGAGUAUGGUGGCUACGGCGACCGUGGCGGCUAUGGUGGUGAGCACCACCGUGGUGGCUUCAACAACUACGGCGGCUUCGGCGGUGAGCACGGCGGCUACGGCGGAAAUGGAGAGUUCGGCGGGCGUGGUGGUUUCGGUGGCGGUUUUGGCGGAGGCUACGGUGGCUUCGGCGGGAAUGGCGGCUUCAACGAGGGACAGGGCGGCCUCAACAACGGAGGACUCGGCGCCAACGAGCUCGGUCAAAAGGGGGCUCAAAAGGGAGGACUCGGCGUCAGCGUCAGCGUCACCCCCAGCAGCCUCAGCUCAGGAGCAAAUCAGGCCCUGAGCAAGAACAGCCGUCUGCAUGGGGAUAACCUCGACAGCCAGUUCAUUUCGGUCGAAAGCACAGAAGCCACCGCAUUCCAGGGAGCCGUUGACACGCUAGAAGCAGCUGCACUCCCUUCUGCGGAAGAGCAGCCAAAAACGGCCGAGUGAAUGCCCUAGGGUGGCUUACAGACAUCCUGGCAGGUAUUCGAUGGCAGGUGGUGCAGUGCUCUCGUAGUUAGGCAAGCGUGGUAGCAGCAAUCUGAGCCGAGGGUUUUGGGGUCUAGGACAAACUCGCCCACCGCAGUUAUUCGUUCGAUAGCUUCCUCGGCCGACUUUAGGUACCAUACUUAGCGUAAUACCCGAAUGCACCACAUGAAUUUGCUCUCAUGUCUCCCGUCGGUCAGUCUUUGUAUAUCCAAUGCUGUCUCCGUCUAUUUGACCAUUCAUUUGAAGGUUGAAAGCCAACCGGAAACCAUUGGAUGAAGCUGCAAAUGGUUGGGUGCUCCGUCCACGGGCGCUCGCAACUCUGUACACUCCGUAGAGUCCCGAAUUCUGCCAAUGUAUGGUAAGUAUG